ACACAGAACCUGCAGAACCUUCACAUACACGCCUAGACUUAUGGCUUCCCUUCGCAAUUUUCUCCUCGACGUCCUCGUCCUCUUCAUCCUCCUCUCAAAUCUCAUGUUUAUUGUUGCCAAUCACCUGUCAUCUGACAAACCACAGACUUACAUUAUCCAUGUCACACACCCUGAAUCUGACGUAGAAGAUGUUCAGUCUUGGUACGACGCCUUCUUGCCAGAGAGAUACUCUCCAAACUCAGAGAAUCGAUCCCGAAUUCUCUACGCAUACCAACGGGUCAUGACGGGUUUCGCAGCGAGACUCACUCGUGGUGAACUCGCUGCGAUCAAAGAGAAGAGGGGAUUUAUUGCAGCUCACUUGGAGAAGACAUAUCAUCUCCAAACGACCCACAGUCCCCAAUUCCUGGGCUUACCACAGCAACCGGGAUCCUCGAGGGGUUCAAAUCUGGGGAAGGGGAUCAUCAUUGGGAUCCUCGACACUGGAGUAUCGCCCAACCAUCCUUCGUUCAGGGGAAACGGGAUGCCUCCACCGCCAGCUAAGUGGAAAGGAAGGUGCGAUUUUAAACCUUCUGAAUGCAAUAAUAAAUUGAUUGGAGCAAGAUCUUUUCAGAUGUCAGUUAAUGGCAAAGAAUACGCACCUCCGAUGGAUCAUCAGGGGCACGGCACUCACACCGCUAGCACCGCUGCCGGUGCUUUUGUGAAGCCCGCAGACUUUCUCGGGAGUGCCAGGGGCACAGCUGUGGGAAUGGCGCCAAAAGCUCACCUGUCAAUAUAUAAAGUGUGCAAUGAAAGUUUCUGUUCGGCGGCGGACAUACUUGCAGCUAUUGACGCUGCAAUCAUAGAUGGUGUCGAUGUGCUCUCCCUCUCCUUAGGAGGUGGAUCCAUUCCGUUUUACAAAGAUUUUGUGGCAAUAGGCGCAUUUGCAGCCAUUCAGAAUGGCGUCUUUGUGAGCGCCUCUGCCGGGAACUCCGGCUAUUUACCAAGCACAUUAUCAAACGAGGCUCCAUGGAUCCUCACCGUUGGGGCAAGCACCAUUGACAGAGACUUUGUAGCCACCGUGAAACUGGGAAAUGGAGUGGAAUAUGACGGCGAGUCAAUAUUCCAACCACACUUCCCCUCGGACUUACUGCCCCUCGAGUACCCAGGGAUGAUCACUAAAGAAGGGGCUGGAUUUUGUACCCAGGGAUCAUUAGAAGGACUGGAUGUGAAGGGGAAAGUAGUCUUCUGUGACGGAGUUCUUGACCAAGGGCAGGCAGUGAAAGACGCCGGUGGGGCUGCCUUGAUUUUGAUGAGUCAACAAGCUGAUGAAUCCUUCAUCACCCCUGGAAUUUUUGUCCUCCCAGCAUCUAGAGUCAACUACUUUGCCGGGAUGAACAUCAAAGCAUAUAUUAAUUCAACCGAAGAUCCUACUGCCACCAUUGUGUUCAAAGGAACUGUGUUUGCAAACCCAACAGCUCCUGCGGUGGCCCCCUUCUCCUCGAGAGGCCCCAGCAUGGCUAGCCCAGGUAUUCUGAAACCCGACAUAAUUGGUCCUGGUGAAAACAUAUUGGCCGCAUGGCCUUUUCCAAUUGCCAAUGAAACAAAAUCAAAGCUCAACUUCAAUAUGGACUCUGGCACUUCCGUUUCUUGCCCUCACCUCAGCGGAAUUGCGGCUUUGGUAAAGAGGGCUCAUCCCCACUGGACACCUGCGGCCAUCAAGUCUGCCAUCAUGACUUCUGCGGGACAACUGAACCUUGGGAAAGGACCCAUCCUUGAUGAAAGGCUUCAACCUGCGGAUUUAUUUGCCAUUGGGGCUGGCCAUGUCAAUCCACGGAAGGCCAUUGAUCCAGGUUUGGUUUACGACAUUCAACCUGAUGAUUACAUACCUUAUCUAUGUGGUCUAGGAUACACGGACAAGCAAGUGUCAAUGAUCGCUCACAGACCAAUCAAAUGCUCUAGAGUAUCAAACAUUCCUGAGGCAGAGCUGAACUACCCGUCAUUUUCAGUUGCCCUUGGACCUCCACAGACAUUUACCAGGACCGUGACAAAUGUUGGUGAACCAUUUUCAUCUUAUGCAGUCACUGUUGUUCCCCCACAAGGUGUGUAUGUCAACGUGAAGCCUGCCCAACUCAGCUUCUCAGAAGUUCUCCAGAAAGCAACAUACUCUGUCACUUUCCGCCGUGCCAAUUCCACUUAUGAGGCUGGCAAAUACACCCAGGGUUAUCUGAAGUGGGUUUCUGGAAAAUACCUGGUUAGGAGUCCAAUAUCUGUUAAAUUCAAUUAA
This is a messenger RNA of Syzygium oleosum, 2263 nucleotides long. Its product is annotated as subtilisin-like protease 4. NCBI's taxonomy places the organism in Eukaryota, Viridiplantae, Streptophyta, Magnoliopsida, Myrtales, Myrtaceae. The transcript has a single exon. Gene Ontology annotation, biological process: proteolysis. Gene Ontology annotation, molecular function: serine-type endopeptidase activity. Bases 41 to 2263 code for a protein of 740 amino acids. The record is from RefSeq and is a predicted model, not a curated record.